AUGGCGCCCGGAAUCGACAUCCAAGUUCACCAGGCGGAAGAUGCAGCACUCGCCUUGACCAAUUCCCGCGCGAAACAGCCCUCCCUCAGUAUCACUUCCGUGCUGUCGACACCAACAACACCCGACUCGGAGACUCUGACUAGCACCACACUGGUCCUCGAUCCUGCUUUCAUCACCCAAGAGUUCGAUCUCCUCCGCUUCCAUGCCGCGGCCUUUGACCAACUCCCCAAAACCAACGGUGAUGGCGGUACCCAGACACCUUCGACAACUUCUCCAGCAUAUUCCACCCUCUUGAUCUCCUCGCCAUACAACAACCCCGGACACUAUCUCGACCUCGCCAAUGUUACCACUCCGUCUCUCCUAUUCGCAAAAGCCCUUACGGCCCUAGCACCCACAUCCUCGGACUACGCCACCGCGCCGUACACUGAGGCUCUGAACUUUGACCGUGUGUUCGACUUGCUCCAAGAUCUCAGCAUUGAGUCCGGUUUCUCAUAUCCGGAGACUGAGUUCUACGUCGUGGUCUUCGAGAGCAAAUUGAAAGCGGGGAUCGAUCAAGAGUGGCUGUACAAGCUAGAUUACGAGUCUCACCGCGAGGCCUGCGAGAGUGGUGGACUGCUGAAGUAUUGGUUUGGCAAGGCCGAUGGAGAGAGGAGGAAUCUGGCGACUUGCUUCUGGCACUCACGAGCCGAUGCGUACCAGGGCGGUCUAGGUCCGUGGCACAAGAAGGCUAGAGCGGCCGGUCGCGAGUUAUAUGAGAGCAUCGUGUUCAGCACAUUGAAACUGACAGUGCUGGAGGGAGCAAAGGGCUACAGGUUUGAGAAAUGGAUGGAGUAG
This is a messenger RNA of Parastagonospora nodorum SN15, 834 nucleotides long. RefSeq lists its product as hypothetical. The coding region runs from base 1 to 834 and encodes 277 amino acids. The transcript has 2 exons. The record is from RefSeq and is a predicted model, not a curated record. NCBI's taxonomy places the organism in Eukaryota, Fungi, Ascomycota, Dothideomycetes, Pleosporales, Phaeosphaeriaceae.